AUGUUCCGGCGAAAAUAUCGGGGACAGUUCUGUGGUCCAAAAAGCUUAGCACCAUUUGUGGCUUCGAUCGUUUGCACACGAGCUUCAGGUGGCGGCUAUGGUGCAAGUCAGCCUCAACGCGUGAAGCUGCGCUUGCGGGCACCUGCUGGUGUCGAGGAUGCUCCGGAGGCUAAGCAACCAUCUUCAACAGUUGUGCUGUACAGCAUGUCGAACCCAGUAAUACCCAGUAUUCAUCCGCUUUGUCUUGGCACUUCGUGUCUCAUGCGAAGUGCUUGCUCUUUGUGCCGAUGCGUGUUCUGGGGCAGCCGGAGAUCUGAGCAACAAGUGGAAUGCAGUUGCUGA
Symbiodinium sp. CCMP2592 is the source of this 342-nucleotide messenger RNA. The record is from the annotation of a GenBank genome assembly. Lineage: Eukaryota; Dinophyceae; Suessiales; Symbiodiniaceae.